AAAUGGGAAAAUGAACGUUCCUCGUCUAUAUUUGCAUCGUUAUUUGCGGCUGACACCAAUUCUGGGUUUUUUGGUUUUAUUCGAUCCAUCUUUACUCAAAUUCCUUGGAAGUGGCCCAAUAUGGCCACUACUGGUGAAACCAACGUCAAUCUGUGGAAGCUACUGGUGGUCAGCGUUAUUUUACAUUCAGAACUAUGUACAGCCAGGGUGUUACGCUUAUGCUUGGUAUUUAUCCGUUGAUAUGCAACUGUUUCUGAUUGCACCGGCACUCGUUUACCUAAUCUACAAAUUUAAAGUGAAAAUAAUGCCAAUUUUAAUACUUCUGAUUGUGGGCUGCGUUGGUUGUACGGUGGCGAUUUUUUUGAAGUAUGGAAUCAAGCGCAGGUAUCCAUUGCAACAGAUUGAUUCUACAGGAACAACACUUGAAUAUGCUCUGUAUGAUGCAUUGGGUCGUGUUGCAUGGUCGGUGGCUCUGUGUUACAUCGUUUUUGCCUGCAUGAAUAAAUGCGGUGGCGGUGUCAAUUGGUUUCUCUCCCACCGAUUGUGGCUACCUCUCUCACGACUUAGCUAUUCCAUCUAUUUGAUACAUUAUCAUGUACUCUUAGUUAUCAUGGGCGCAACGAAAACUGCGCCCGUUUUCACCGAAUGGAUUCUG
Sitodiplosis mosellana (orange wheat blossom midge) is the source of this 655-nucleotide messenger RNA. RefSeq names its product nose resistant to fluoxetine protein 6-like. The record is from RefSeq and is a predicted model, not a curated record. Lineage: Eukaryota; Metazoa; Arthropoda; Insecta; Diptera; Cecidomyiidae. The annotation marks the transcript as partial. The transcript is spliced from 3 exons.